GUGGGGAGUCGACGCCUCUAGAAAGCGAGAGGACGCCACACGCCGAGCCAUCUCUCGCUUUGCCCCCAACGAAUCCCUCCCCCAUACCAAACUCCGCCGCCGCCGCCGCCGCCCGCCGCCGCCGAGACCGACCCGACCACGAUGGGCCUAUGGGACGCGCUCUACCGCGUGGUGAUGCGCCGCAACGCGGUCUACGUCACCUUCGUCGUCGCCGGAGCCUUCGCCGGCGAGCGGGCGGUGGACUACGGGGUGCACAAGGUCUGGGAGAUGAACAACAUCGGGAAAAGGUACGAAGAUAUAUCAGUGCUGGGGCAAAGGCCGGCCGAGUAGAACAAUGAAAGCCCAGCACUCAUCAUCUUGCUUGCUUUACGUGAAAGUAGACACUCUUUUAAGCUCUAAUGUCUUGUCAUUUUCUUCGGCACAAUAAGCAAUGUAAAACCCCUAUCUCCGUUUCUGAGAGUUAGCACUCGAUUCAUUUACUCGAACAUGAUUUGUGAAUUUUGAGAUGCAUGGCCAAAACCUUUCCUGUAGCCAUGUGAUGGUGCGCUCUGGAAUCAGUUGAAAACUAUACAAACUCCUCGGAAUGAAAGUUAUUUUGAGGUUUUGUUUCUGUAA
Oryza sativa Japonica Group (Japanese rice) is the source of this 615-nucleotide messenger RNA. Its product is annotated as cytochrome b-c1 complex subunit 9, mitochondrial. Gene Ontology annotation, biological process: mitochondrial electron transport, ubiquinol to cytochrome c. The record is from RefSeq and is a predicted model, not a curated record. Lineage: Eukaryota; Viridiplantae; Streptophyta; Magnoliopsida; Poales; Poaceae.